AGAUUUUUUAAGGAUAUAUGUGCCGAAAUCUUUUUGUAUUCUCAAUUUCAAUUAGAAAUAAAUGAAAAUAAAAUGAUGUAAUCCUAAUUCAUACAGUAGAAAUGGAGUGUAGUUCUAUACCAGUAAGACUGCAUAAUUGAUUUUACUAUUCCUGUUCCGUAUCACAAAUUUCUUUCACAGAAACCAGAAUACAAAUCUUUGUAUUUUGUAUUCAGUGAUUCCAAUUUUUACAGGCACACCGCACAAUCUCUCUCCUCCCCUAUCUAGGGUUAUACCCAUCUCAAUUCACAGAUUGUUUUGCCCAAAAUGCAAUCCUAAUGCAAUUCACAGAUUGGAUAAAAUUUAUGACAAAUGAGGGAUGAAUAGGAAAAGGGUUUCAGAGAUUUGAUUAUUGUUCAAGAAAGUGAAAAAUGGGUGAAAAUCAAAGGUUCCAGCUUGGAACCAUUGGUGCAUUAUGUUUAUCAGUGGUUUCAUCAGUUUCCAUUGUUAUUUGUAAUAAAGCUCUGAUCAGUACACUUGGAUUCACUUUUGCCACUACCUUGACCAGUUGGCACCUUCUAGUCACAUUUUGUUCGCUUCAUGUUGCACUAUGGUUGAAAAUGUUUGAACAUAAGCCUUUUGAUCCAAGAGCGGUGAUGGGAUUUGGCAUAUUGAAUGGAAUAUCAAUUGGACUAUUAAAUCUUAGCUUGGGAUUCAAUUCUGUUGGUUUUUACCAGAUGACAAAACUGGCCAUUAUUCCAUGCACUGUCCUUUUGGAGACACUCUUCUUUAUGAAGAAAUUCAGUCGGAGUAUCCAGUUUUCACUGGGCAUCCUUCUUUUAGGGGUCGGCAUUGCUACCAUAACUGAUUUGCAGCUCAAUCUCCUGGGUUCUGUUUUGUCACUGCUUGCCAUUCUGACAACCUGUGUUGCUCAAAUUAUGACAAAUUCCAUUCAAAAGAAGUUCAGGGUUUCCUCAACUCAGCUCUUGUAUCAGUCCUGCCCUUACCAAGCAAUAACUUUGUUUGUUUUUGGCCCAUUUCUUGAUGGACUUUUAACAAAUAAAAAUGUUUUUGCUUUUAAUUUUACCCCCAAAGUUUUGGCCUUCAUCGUCUUAUCCUGCCUGAUUUCCAUCUCCGUAAAUUUCAGCACAUUUCUCGUGAUUGGGAAAACUUCAGCAGUCACUUAUCAGGUUCUUGGACAUUUAAAGACAUGCUUAGUUUUGGCCUUCGGCUAUGUAUUACUUCGUGAUCCAUUCAGUUGGCGCAACAUCCUUGGUAUUCUUGUUGCUGUUGUUGGAAUGAUCUCGUACUCUUAUCAUUGUAAUGUAGAAAGCCAGCAACAGAAGGCUUCUGAAGCAUCAGCGCAGAUUUCCCAGGCAAACGAAAAGGAUACAGAUGCGUUGAUUGCAGUGGAAAAUGGAUCUUCAAUCUUGGCUGAUGGUGUUGUGCCGAAAGUGCCUGUUUGGAAUUCAAGCAAGGACGUGGACGCUUGAGGGUUUGUUUGUUAGCCUUAUGCCCGAUUCAAGUCCUAUAUUUUCUGGCUGAUGGGUUUCAGUAAUGAAGCUGUUGCUGUAAGCAAGUCACUAUAUUGCACAUUUUAGCUUGCUAUUUUACUUAAAACUUUAUAUAUAGUUAAGGAAGAUCCCUUGUUCAUGUAGGCAGUUUUGUUCAUUAGCAAAUAUAUGAAAUUUGAGAAUGAUAUAGGUAUAAACUUUUUGGGAGAUAUUAUUAGAUGUUCUUUGACAGUUGGAUGAUA
Amaranthus tricolor (Joseph's coat) is the source of this 1735-nucleotide messenger RNA. RefSeq names its product UDP-xylose transporter 3-like. Bases 411 to 1472 code for a protein of 353 amino acids. Gene Ontology annotation, molecular function: UDP-xylose transmembrane transporter activity; antiporter activity. The record is from RefSeq and is a predicted model, not a curated record. Gene Ontology annotation, cellular component: Golgi apparatus. Lineage: Eukaryota; Viridiplantae; Streptophyta; Magnoliopsida; Caryophyllales; Amaranthaceae. The transcript is spliced from 8 exons.